Molecule: messenger RNA, 2201 nt
Organism: Aplysia californica (California sea hare)
Lineage: Eukaryota; Metazoa; Mollusca; Gastropoda; Aplysiida; Aplysiidae
Product: beta-1,4-N-acetylgalactosaminyltransferase bre-4
Exons: 9
Coding region: 133-1191 (352 amino acids)
Biological process (GO): carbohydrate metabolic process; glycosphingolipid biosynthetic process
Molecular function (GO): N-acetyl-beta-glucosaminyl-derivative 4-beta-N-acetylgalactosaminyltransferase activity
Source: RefSeq, a predicted model, not a curated record
UUGAAACUGUACAUACGCUCCUGUAGGAAUCAACACGCCACCGAGCAAAGGUACCCCCCAGUAGCAGAAAUCCUGCACUGUGUAUUUUUCAAUGGGAAGAUACACGACCACAAGCACAAGGUCAAGUGGACGAUGUGGCCCUCAGCACGAUCUGCAAUCUGCUCCUCUUGUGGGAUUCGAUUCGUCAAAAGCAGUGUCCGAGGCCAAGGCAGACUCAUACUUUGUCUUCUGAUUUUGAUGUUGUUGACUUCACUCAUUGUUUCAUUUGCCUACACGGUGGGCGAGAGCAGUGUUGUUGGAACAUCACUAGGAAGUUUACACCACCAGCUUUUUUACAGCAAAAAAAAUUCAAGAGAGCUGAGAGAAUGCCAUUUUGCUUUCAAUGACACUUCAAAAGGACCAAUAGAAGCUGACACUGUGUCUGUGCCUGGCAUCCAUGAACUUGAAGAGAUGUUGGGUCCUGAUUUAAUGCCUGGUGGCCACUUUGUACCAAGGUUAUGCAGGUCAAAGACGAAGGUGGCUAUAAUCAUUCCAUUCAGAGAUCGCCGGAUCCAUCUAAAGAUAUUUCUGCGACAUAUGCACCCAUUUUUGCAACGGCAGAAUGUGGAGUAUGGAAUUUUUGUAGUUGAACAAGAAGGAGUUACCCCAUUUAACAGAGCCAUUCUGCUAAACAUCGGUUAUGUGGAGUCUGAAAUGCUGCACCACUAUGACUGUUUUAUCUUCCAUGAUGUUGACUUGCUUCCAUUAGAUGAUCGAAAUAUAUACGCCUGCUCAGAAAAUCCCGUCCAUCUAAGUGCUUCCAUAGAUACACAUGAUUUCAAACUGAUGUACAACAACCUAUUUGGUGGAGUCUCUGCACUAACCAAAGAAAUGAUGCUGAAGGUCAAUGGGUUCUCUAACAUAUACUUUGGCUGGGGAGGUGAAGACGAUGAUAUGUCAUACAGAGUGAGAAGUCAUGGUAUGGAUAUCGAACGGUACAUUCCAGAGGUUGCCAGGUACACAAUGAUGAAGCAUGCCAAGGCAGAUGGACCAAGCAGAUACCGACUGUUCGCUUCAAGUCGUGAUCGGAUUCACUCUGAUGGCAUAAAUACUUUGAAGUACGAAAGAAUAGACAUACAGCUGUUGCCUCUGUACACAUGGAUAUUAGUCAGGAUAAAUGAAUCAGAAAUACUGGAACCCUUUGGGUUAUAGUAUACAUAAGGAAGUACUAAAAGUAGGCUACUUGGAGGAGGGACUUACAUUCCGAUGUAAAUGAGAUGGAAUAAAGCUGGAUAGAGGUGGAGACUUUAGCCAAGAACAAAAUUACAAGGAGAACUCUUAUUGGUGGCCUAUACUCUUGCAAAGAGUGAGAAAAGCUGAUGGUAAUGAAAUAGAUUACAGAAGUUUAAUGUUCCCAUAAACACAGUUUAGAUCAUUUAGAAGGCAGAAUGAUAACGAUAUACUUAAGGUAAUUAAUUUUUGUGUGUGGGCCUAUUGACUGGAGUGAAAGUGAAAGUUAAUCUGACAGAUCUGAGAGAACACCCGAAGGUGACUACAUUUACCCUUCUGUGCACUGAAAGCACAUCUGCCUCAGCGUAUUGUGGUGUGUAUUAUAUUUCAGCCAAGGUGCAGAAACCUGGGUGCACAGGUCCAGUAAGGUCAAGGGGACCGUGCCCAAAGAGUUAGUACAAUGUAUCUCUGUAUAAAGCUUCUUACAAACUAAAAAAAAGCGUCUGUAUAAAUUUUGUUAAACAGUGAAAAAUGCUUUCUGCAUAAAGCUUUUUACUAAUUGAAAAAUGCUAUCUUUAUAAAAACAUUUUACAAAAUGAAAAACAAAAAAUGAAACGGAAUGUUGUAUCAUGCUGUGCCUUUUGUGCUCAUUUAUCUUGUGAUAACUUCAGUUUUGUUCCUGAACUUCCAGUUUGUACUCUGCUUUAUUGCCUUAAUAUCAGAUAUGCACAUAAUUUUCUUUAUCCUGAAAAAUAUAUAUGUAAUAAGAUUUAUAAGAUAAGAUGAGCAACAGCCCUCUUUAUUAAUCCUCUACAAGAAGAAAUUAACAGUGUCCAGUAUGGUGUAGUUGGAAAGAAAAAAGGAGGGGUGUUGGCAAUUACAGUUUAGCAUGCACAUUGUGAAAAUGUAGAGCUCGAUUUGAACACAUUUUCAUGUAUGCACAUUUGAAAUAUAAAGAAUAUAUAUAUUUAUUUUAAAAAACUCUGGGACCU